GCUGGCUGCGGCCGCUGCGCCAGCGCCAGGCGGCCGCGCUGCGCGCCGAGCAGCGCCGCGGUGCGGCCGUCGCCAGCACUAUACCUGUAGCCUCAUCCGCCUACCUUCCUAGACUAUAAUAGGAUGGUGUGGGUAGCGAAAUGGGGCGGCGCUGGCGCGUGGUGCGGGGGGCGCGCGGGGGACAGAGUUGCCGCUUUACGAGGCACCCCGCCAAGGGACGCGCAACACGCGAGGACACUGUUAAAGAGGCUAGGACUAGAACGGUGGACAUACUGUUUCAUCGUGUCCCGCUUGGCAAGAUAUACGUAUUAAACAAACGGGACCACGAGAAAUUAGGUAUAAAGCUGGAUAGCGAGUGUAACAUCACCAGCGUCGAGCCCCACUCGCUGUGCGCGCGGGCCGGGCUGCCUCCGCCAGGCCGCUGGGCACUCACCGAGGUCAACAACCAGCCGCUCAGCCUGCUCAAGGGAUGCGAAGAGGAAAUGAACCGUAUAGCUGCCCACGGCACAGAAGUCUCAGUUCUCAUUCAACCAUCAGCUUUAGUGAAGAAAAUACGCGCGGCGCUCAAACCUAACAAGACUUUAUUAGGUCUUAGAUGAGGCUCAUAAUCGUAUGGAAGAUUUGUUUGUUUUUUCUUAGGCAGCACAGUGGGUUAUUUCAGCAAAGUGACUUUGACACUUGACAAUCGGGUACUUUCCUUCUUGCGUUAUCCCCGCAUUUGCCACGGCUCAUUGGAUCCUGGGGUCCGCUUUGACUAAUCCCAAGAUUUGGCGUAGGGCACUAGUUUUUACG
Messenger RNA from Leguminivora glycinivorella, 792 nucleotides. RefSeq lists its product as uncharacterized. The record is from RefSeq and is a predicted model, not a curated record. Gene Ontology annotation, molecular function: protein binding. The transcript is spliced from 5 exons. NCBI's taxonomy places the organism in Eukaryota, Metazoa, Arthropoda, Insecta, Lepidoptera, Tortricidae. Bases 141 to 599 code for a protein of 152 amino acids.